Molecule: messenger RNA, 5499 nt
Organism: Melampsora larici-populina 98AG31
Lineage: Eukaryota; Fungi; Basidiomycota; Pucciniomycetes; Pucciniales; Melampsoraceae
Exons: 5
Coding region: 1-5091 (1696 amino acids)
Molecular function (GO): protein binding
Source: RefSeq, a predicted model, not a curated record
AUGGAAUUUGUCUUAAGCAUGCUUUUGGUCAAUCUGCUGGCGUAUCUUCAUCACCAAGAUGUACCGAAGUCUGCUGAGCUGGAGGAGACGAAGAGAUGCUCAUUGGAGUUUCAAAUUGUUUCAAUUACAAACCUAACCUCGCAAGCAUGUAGCUGUAGCACUGUUGCGCCUAAUGCAUCUUCCGCGGGUGGUUCUGCGACCGGUGGUUUAGGGGCUGCUACAGGCCCAAGCACGGCGGGUGGUGCCGGUGGUGCCAAAUGGAGUGCUGGUAGUCGAGCUGGCUGGACUCAACAGACUCAAGGUCGACUCAUCACGCAUGCCAAUUCUGCCACGUCAGACAAUCAGAAUUCAAAGCAAAAUGACGAUGACGAAGUGGAGGAAUUGCCGGCGCAUCUUUUACAUAAUCAGGCACUUUACAAUAAACGCAAUGGUACAAUCUCGUCACGUUGGCAAAAUGCACAGCAGAAGGUGCCCAGCGUGACGACACUCAGCACCAGUCUCCAAGUCCGCUACAAAUCUGCAUUUACAGAACAAUCUCAACGCACAUCCCCGCUUCCUACCGCCCAACUGUCCGAGGAACAACCCGAGCAUAGUGUCACUAUACCUCCUUCCGGUCAGUUUCACUAUCAGGUUCCUCAAGCGGAUCGUGACCGACAGCUUGUGCGAUCAUCUUACUCUCGCUCAUCACCUCGGCGAAGGCAUUCUGUCUCUGGAAACUCGUUAAACCUUGCUGUGGGGUCCCCCAGAUUACGCCGCGUCUCUGUCGGCGAUGCAUAUCAUGGAUCUGAACUUCGUGCUAUUCACUCAAUCUCCUCGAACGCAAGGUCCUACUCGAUAGCGACGGGCGCUUCUGAUCUACACCAUUCGACGCCUAGUAAUCUUCCACCUAGCCAGACUGCGUCACAGCCACUGGAAAACCUCGUGCCUAGGAGCUUACCACUUGGUCAUCAUGCUUCAGCUCUUCAGCCUGUGAAUCAGUCGACGCCUACGGACCAACAAUGGCUGGAGCAGUCCCUUCACAUCCUCAGUGCUACGGACAACCAAUACACGUCGUUCUAUCGCAUGCGUAAACUUCUAAAUACCUAUGUCAACUCAACGCCUUCGCCAUCCACCAAGGUCGUCGACCACAUGAUGUGGGGCUUUGUCAUGACUAGACCCAACUUUGAGUCUAUCCAUGGGCUCCUUCAUAACUAUCAACACCUCCUCCGUAAUUCGAAAUAUAAACCGUCUCCCGACACUUACAGCAUUCUGAUCACUGCUUUAUGUCAACGUGAUAUAAACAAUUCAAAUGAGAUAGAACUACGGAAGAGCAAGCUUGACGAUGCCAUGAUUAAUCAACGCCUCAACCAAAGUCUCCCGAAUCUUUCUUUGGCCCCACCUUCAUCAGCUGAAGAUUUGAAAGUGCUCAACACCUUGACAUCUGAGCCCAACUUUGAUCAUGCCGUGCAAUUGUACAACACACUGAGCAAAGAAAACCUUCGCCUGCUACAGCCCGCAGCCCUAGACUCUCUAAUCAAAUCUUGCAGCAACCAAAGCGCUCUUGAUCCGCAAAACGUUCGUGGACAGCAAAUCAUGAGGCUAAAUUUGGCUGUCGACGCCUUUGGCAAUUUGGAAAGUCAAGGCAACUGCUCUGCUCGAACCUAUGCCGGCAUGAUUGAUGUACUUGGUUAUUCUCAAAAGCUGCCUAAUGCGAAAGUCAUGUUCGAUGAUUACAGAAAUGUCAGAUCGGGUGCGACUCCUAUAACUUCACCCAUACUGCACGUACAUCAUCUGAGAUGUCCUGAUCUUGCCGGCCUUUCCCCCGAACUGGAUGGCACGAUUGGUUUUACUCAUCUUCGAGGGCAGUCCCAACCGGUGGAUGAAGUAAGUGACGCAAUGGUCCUUCUAUCACUGAUGAGGGCCUAUCUAGCCAAUGGCGACUCAGUCUCAGCUGUCACUUUGCUGGAAGAAUGUCUCAAUAGUGAUCCCACUAGUGCUACACCUCUGGGUAAAAUCAACUCUGAUCAUAUACUAGAAAUCAUUUCAGGAUUCAUUCGACUAUCUGACUUCCGUUCAGCCUCGAAAUGGUUGAAAAGGAUAUUCAAUGAGGAACACGCAUUGUACGACUUGGACCAACCUGGAAAGCGAAACAGUUUCCUCGAUAAAAUCGUACGCUUAUCUUGUCAACCGGAACGCGUAAGCGGUGGUCUCGAUGUGGCCAACGACGCUGUCAAAGUCAGCAUUGAGACAAUGAGACCUCAAUCAAACCCGAACGCUGGCAUCAGUUUGAUGUACCGUAUGCGCCAGGUUUUGAACUGCCUCCUCGUACGCGCUUUACAAAGCUCUACCGCGCUACAGAAAGAUCAUCAGAGUACAAAUUCCUCCAUCACGCUCGGUAUUACUAAAGACUCGCUUGAGAAGGCCACCAAUUUAAUCUGUGAUUUCAUCAAGAGGAGAUCGUACCUUCUCGAAACUAACUCGGAGUCUUCAGCUUACCUCUUGAACCUUCAGACCUAUGGGAUGAUGGAGAAUUUGUUAAAUAGAGCUAUCCAGACAUGUCAACAUAUCCGCAUCGCCACCGGAGCCACUGGCCAGUUCAAAGAGCUGACUGAUCUAUGUCAAGAUAUGCUCAUCAAGCUGUUAUCGCAUUAUUCCACAAUUCCUGAUCAUCGCCCAAUUGAUUCUGAAGACGUUGAUGUACAGCACGAAAGAUCCUCUCUCGCUGGCCUUCUCACCUGCUAUCAAAACCUCAUUUCUUCAACAGCGAUAUCUGCUAGUGGCCUCAAUCAUGAUACCCAGCUCGAAUUUUCUUUGAAGAUCACAACACCUGUCAUCAUCAACAAUAUGUCGUUGAUCUUGGCGAAACAGUUGGUCCGGUUCUACAAUCUAUCUUCGCAAGCUGAUCAACUUCUCCGAUCGACCAAUGAUUGGUUUGUAAUGUUGACAGCUGGUGCGAUUUUCGAAGUACAAGUCAAAGAAGGGAAAUCACUCUCAUUUGCAGAAGACGACUCUCGGUUUUCGACUCAAUCCAUCUUGGAAAGUUUACUCAUCAGUCUUGAAAAUGCCCUCGCCACUGGCAGAGUGAACUUUGCUGAGCGAGACCCUGCCAUCGAUUCGCAGUUCCUCAUCCGGGUCAUUGAUACAUAUAAUAUCCCACUGCCUGUCGACGGAAAGCUGAAUGGACUCUUCGCCGAACUCAGGGCCGCAGGUGGAGGCUCGUACAGCGCGAGUGACCUGCGACUGAACCACUAUAUACAAGAGGGUGGCAAGUAUGUUACCAAUCGAUUUAGCGUCCUUGGUCACGAAGAUCAUAGCUCCCCUAAUAAUCUCUCGAAUGCUACCGACUCUGCCUCUGUCACAUCUCCUUCACUAACACUCAUUGGCGCAAGCUCUGUACCUUCCAGCCUCCCAUCGCCCCUGUUCUCACCUCACCUCGCCAAUGAAUCCGAGUCAACUCGCUCUACAACGCCGCCAUCUCGGCUCCCUCUCCAAGUUCCCCAUGAUGCAUCGCGCUCAAUGUCUCGAAGUGUAUCCAAAUCUGUGGUACCGGUGCCGCAUUCAUCGUUCCGCUCCUUCAAUGAACACCUCAGUCAAGUUGCAUUGAGUAUGUUUUGCAAUAAAGAUUUAGCUGAGCUUGAGAAUAUGUACCGAAGUGUGCAUGAAUCGGCCUCAAGAGGAAUUUACCUCACACCAGAUGCUUCAUCGGCACUGAUUGAGACCUUUGGGCGUCUGGGACAGCUUGACCGAAUGAGGGAGAUGUAUGUAUAUGCUCACGUAGGACUCGCAUCAGUCGAAGGGGUUACUCAGAGUGAUCAAAUAUCGCGUUCCGCUAGUUGGAUCAGAGUUGAAGAUCGGAUGAUCAUUGGAUUGUCGUAUUGUGGCGCCCUCGAUGAGUUGGCUAUCCAUAAACUUCGGCUUCUAGAAAACGGUGAAGCACCCUCUGCAGAUGCGUAUGCAGCCAUGAUCCAGCACGCACGUGAGACUACUGACGAUGCGAGUGUGGCGUUGGCGUACUUUGAGGAGGCAAUCCAGCACCGAGUGAUACCUAAUACAUUUUUAUGCAAUACCAUCAUCUCGAAGCUUUCAAAGGCCAGAAGGGCUCCUGAAGCUUUACAAGUAUUUGAUUAUAUGAAACAGAACAACCUCCCUCGAAAUUCAGUAACGUUUGGUGCCAUCAUCAAUGCAUGCUGUAAAACCGGUGACGAAAAGUCGGCUGAAAAGCUCUUUCGUGAGAUGUUACGAUCAAAGUACUACAAGCCUCGGAUUCCACCUUUCAAUACGAUGAUCCAAUUAUAUACCCAAGGUAUCAAACAUCCUAAUCGGGAGAAAGUUUUGUAUUACUUUGAUGAAAUGUUAAGACAAAACUUGUCGCCUUCUGAUCAUACAUACGGAUUUAUCGAGCCAUACGAUCCAGUUUCGAUGCGAGACGUCUUUGAACGGGCUUGCGCUGAUCGGAAUGUCCGGAUCAAUGGAUCUCAUUGGUCUACAUUAAUCAAUGUGAAGGGGUCUAUCGAAAAAGAUUUGGAAGGCACACUUCAGCUUUUCGAUUCGAUUAGCUCACAUCGCAGUACAAUUCGAAUGCGAUCUGCGCGAUCAGGUGAAGCUCAAGUCCUCCCAGAUGCAGUGUGUUACGAAGCAUUAUUCAAUGUCUUGUUGGGAUUGAAAAGAACGGACUUGAUAUCAACUUAUGUGGAAAGGAUGCAAUCAGGAGGUGUGCAUAUGACGGCAUAUGUGAUGAAUACGUUAAUCAAGGCACAUGCUUCAUCUGGUGAUAUUCAAGCAGCACGUGAUUUGUUUGAAUCUUUAAUAGAUCCCGCACCUGGUCAAGCAGCUGCAUUUAAUCACCCAACCCCUCAUGGAAUUGAAAAGAUUCAACAAGGGUAUCAUAACAAUCAUCAAACUAGCUUACAAAAAUCAAUUGGCCAAGUACAUGAUCCAGUUUAUAGAGAACCAUCAUCUUGGGAAACAAUGAUCAGAUCAGAAAUUGAAAAUGGUGAAAUCGAAAGAGCUGAAGGAUUAAUGAAGAGAAUGGAAAACAGAGCAUAUCCCAAUGCAUUAAUGAAUAGAGUAAGAAAACUAAUCGAAACAAGUCGUCGGAAGAUUGAUCAAUAGUUGAAGAUUUCUUCAUUUCAUCACAACUUGACUCAAAACUUAACUCUGGUCUUAUAAACCAAUCAAACCAGACACAUAUAUGUUAUUUAUUUUCAAUCCCCACUCAAACAAAGCUUAUCAUACUCUAACAAAAUUCAUUUACAUAUUCAUCAAAACUCCAAUGCUUUUCUUACUGUAAGACACUUUUUGAACAAUCUUAAAACCCCUUUGAAUGAGAUUGUACCAAAAAAGAGUUGAACUCCUAAAACCCAGUCCCCUUAUAUCAUGAACUCCUUCUAUACCUCAUUUGCUCGUAUAUACAUCUACAUAGUUUUUGUUUUUUGUUUCUUUUAAUUAAAGCAGGUUUGUUCUUUGGGAUAGAUUUAGAUUUGAAAUUCGAUACAUAUAGAAUGUAAGAUAUGGAAAACC